UUGUGUUGGGGUGGGGGGUCGCUGCAGGAAGCCGAGGGGCAUCCCCCGAAGUCUGGCGUGCUGUCCUCCUCCUCCUCUCCAAGGGAAAGAAGAAAGCCGACCUGGGAGCUGGCAGUAUGGCUUUGAGCUCCCGGGCACAUGCAUUCUCCGUGGACGCGUUGGUGGGCAAUUCUCCCAAGCGGAAAGUCUUCGAUUUGGAAGAGGAGCAGGCUGCUGAGAAGGGGUCCCUCAAGAAAAGCCAGGUGCCAGAAAAGAAAUCCAAAGGAGAAAUGUCUCAGGAAGCCAAAGAAGCAACGGGAGACAUCCAAGUGGACUUGCAAGGUUCGGAGCUGUGGAAGCGGUUUCAUGAAAUUGGCACAGAGAUGAUCAUUACCAAAGCAGGCAGGAGGAUGUUUCCAUCCGUGAGAGUGAAAGUUAAAGGCCUGGAUCCCAUGAAGCAGUAUUACAUCGCCAUAGACGUGGUCCCUGUUGAUUCCAAAAGAUACAGGUACGUCUACCACAGUUCCCAGUGGAUGGUGGCUGGAAACACCGACCAUUCUUGCAUCACUCCUCGGCUCUACAUCCACCCGGAUUCUCCUUGCUCUGGGGAGACCUGGAUGAGGCAGAUCAUCAGCUUCGACCGGGUGAAGCUGACCAACAACGAGAUGGACGACAAAGGGCAUAUUAUUCUGCAGUCAAUGCACAAAUACAAACCCAGAGUCCACAUCAUCGUCCAGGAUUCCCGAUUUGAUCUGUCCCAGAUCCAGUCCUUGCCAGCAGCAGGGGUCCAGAGUUUCUCCUUUAAAGAAACAGAAUUCACCACAGUUACAGCUUAUCAAAACCAGCAGAUAACAAAACUGAAGAUAGACCGAAAUCCCUUUGCUAAAGGAUUCAGAGACCCAGGACGAAACAGAGGUGUCCUGGAUGGGCUGUUGGAGUCAUACCCUUGGAGACCAUCCCUUAUGCUGGAUUUUAAGUCUUUCGGUACCGAAAGUCAAGGAGGAAGCCCUGGAUCUUCCCCCGCGACAUCCACCGGGGGCACCCCAUCCCCCCUCGGCUCCCUCCUCUCCCCUUCCUGUUCUCCUCCAACAUUCCACCUGUCCGCGGCCAACCUUGGGACGACCUGUCCAGAUUCGUACCUCCACCACCUUGGCCUGCCCAUCUGCUACAAGAUCUGCCCGACCAGCCUUUUAAGACAGCCGUCGCUGAUGUAUCCAGGCCACCACAAACUGGGCAGCACUGCCAGCCCCCCGCUUUUGCCCCACUUCAUGGUGGAGGUGCCCCCACUGUCUUCUCUCAGCAUCGCCAAUGCCAAAAGUGGCAAAGCGGAAGACUCAGCCCUCCCCAGCCCCCAGGGGCCCGGCUCCGUGGGGCACGUGCUGUACGGUUUACAUGCAUCAGGAAACGUUUUCCCCACAGGCCCCGUCACCCGGGAAGCGCUGCAUUGUGCUCUGCACCCCCCCUACGGCUUCUACGGUUAUAACUUUUCAGUGCCUUCCCGGCUGAUGAGCUCAGUGGGCCACCUCAAGCCCCACGAGGGCAUCCCUUCCCCUCUCCAGGAAAGCAGGUGCAGCCACACGUCCUGGACCUCCGCAAUCAACCACUGCCUCUAG
Messenger RNA from Varanus komodoensis (Komodo dragon), 1592 nucleotides. It is a transcript of the gene TBX22, whose product is annotated as T-box transcription factor 22. Gene Ontology annotation, biological process: regulation of transcription by RNA polymerase II; cell fate specification; positive regulation of DNA-templated transcription. The transcript has 8 exons. Gene Ontology annotation, molecular function: RNA polymerase II cis-regulatory region sequence-specific DNA binding; DNA-binding transcription factor activity, RNA polymerase II-specific. Bases 117 to 1592 code for a protein of 491 amino acids. Gene Ontology annotation, cellular component: nucleus. Lineage: Eukaryota; Metazoa; Chordata; Lepidosauria; Squamata; Varanidae. The record is from RefSeq and is a predicted model, not a curated record.